Chara braunii is the source of this 1360-nucleotide messenger RNA. NCBI's taxonomy places the organism in Eukaryota, Viridiplantae, Streptophyta, Charophyceae, Charales, Characeae. The record is from the annotation of a GenBank genome assembly.
GGACGGAUGGAAAAGACUGGUCAAGGUAUAAUGUUGAAUAAGGGGAUGUGCUUAUUUUCUUUUGUCAGGGAACUUGAAAAGAAGAGGCUGUCAAGAUGCCUGAGACUGGCGGCGCAUCAGUUGCUCCCAAGAAGGGCCUGCUUCUCGAUGACCUCAUCGCGGCCAUCGACCGACAUGAAAGGAACCCGAGCAACAUCCCAAAGGUCGAUACUUUCCAUUUCUCUGGGGAGAGAGUCUCAGAAUGGCUAGAGCGGGUGGAACAAGCUUUGGUCAGGCGGUCGGAUGUUGUAAAGUUUCAACGCAUCCUUCAGUAUGUCCUCCACAGCUACCAUCAGGAGGUGAAGAAAAUCAUAGAUGCGGCUCAAGGUAGCUGGGAGAGGUUUAAGGAGGGGAUGCAGAGGAAGUACCGCUUGGGAGACGGGCUAUUGACUACCGCAGACCUUGAGGCGAUGAACAAARAGGAUUUUACGACAAUAGGGGYCUUUGUUCAAKAAUUUAAGAAGAGAGYGCRGAAGGUCYAUGGGAUUUCGGAGGAAGCACAAUGCGCCAUCUUCCUGGGGCUACUCACGGCAUCGGAGGCCGUCGAGUUGACGAGGCAUGGAGGAGGUAGCACUAAGCUCACCUGGGCCACCAUUGACAGAGGGGUGGAAGUUGGGUGUUUAGACCAGGUGGAGCAACGUCAGGUACGCCUGCAAAGGCAGAAGAGAAAGGAAAGAAAUGCGACUGCUUCUGGGACCCCGGGGGUAACAAGGAUUGUUACAGACGUGUUGGCACAACUAGGGUAUGCGACGGAGCCGGUGGUGCAAAGGAGGGUGGUGACGGCUGUCAAAGUAAAAGGAAAGGAGCCGGUGAUAGACGAGGCUGUUCAGGAGAAGCUCUGGGAAGAGGAAGAGCCAGUGCCGCAGCACCUGACGAAGGUCCAACGCAAAGUGCGUAAUUUGGCGCAGGGCGGACAGGGAUCAGGAAAAGCGCAGGCGCCUCAGGCCCAGGCAGCAACCCCUUUAAAUGUGGCGGCUCCAUCAUCUAGUACGAGCCCCUCGCAAGGUGGGGCGCCCUCCUACGGACAGUGGCCCUGGCCGGUGAUCAAUGCAAUUGUGCCAUGGGGAAGCCCGCCGCCAGCAGCCGGACAGCAAACGAGUAUGCCACCGCCCAUCUACCCCCCAGCCCAGGCCCAGCCUGUGACCCCGCCGCCAUCACCUGCUCCUAGUUCACAGGGCAGUGUGGCAGGAGGUGGGAACCAGGGGCAAGGCAAUCAAGGCAACGGAGGGAGGGGUAGAGGAAGGGGGUGAGGCAGGAAUAGCGGCGGAAGAGGGAGGCAAUGGAAUGGUCAAGGCCAGGGGAAUCAAGGCCAGGGGUACCA